This is a messenger RNA of Microcebus murinus (gray mouse lemur), 11128 nucleotides long. RefSeq names its product remodeling and spacing factor 1 (gene RSF1). The record is from RefSeq and is a predicted model, not a curated record. Gene Ontology annotation, cellular component: RSF complex. Gene Ontology annotation, biological process: negative regulation of DNA-templated transcription. Lineage: Eukaryota; Metazoa; Chordata; Mammalia; Primates; Cheirogaleidae. Gene Ontology annotation, molecular function: histone binding.
UACCAAAAGAAUUGGUGGAGCUCCAUUUGAAGUUGAUGAGGAAGAUUGGUAAAUCUGUUACAGCAGACAGAUGGGAAAAAUAUUUGAUCAAGAUAUGCCAAGAGUUUAACAGCACCUGGGCAUGGGAAAUGGAGAAGAAGGGCUAUCUUGAAAUGAGUAUUGAAUGCAAACUAGCACUCUUAAAGUACCUCUGUGAAUGUCAGUUUGAUGACAAUCUCAAAUUCAAGAAUAUUAUUAAUGAGGAGGAUGCCGAUAAUAUGCGUCUCCAGCCAAUUGGGCGAGACAAAGAUGGCCUAAUGUACUGGUACCAAUUGGAUCAAGAUCACAAUGUCAGAAUGUACAUAGAAGAACAAGAUGAUCAGGAUGGCUCUUCAUGGAAAUGCAUUGUCAGAAAUCGAAACGAGUUGGCUGAGACUCUUGCACUCCUGAAAGCACAAAUUGAUCCUGUACUAUUGAAAAACUCUAGCCAACAAGACAACUCUUCUCGGGAAAGUCCCAGCUUAGAGGAUGAGGAGACUAAAAAAGAGGAAGAAACACCUAAACAAGAGGAACAGAAGGAAAAUGAAAAGAUGAAAGGUGAAGAGCAACCAGUAGAUUCAGAAAACCAUUCUACGGCCAAUGUUCUAGAAGAGAGUACUGUGAAAACAGAAAAAGAAGAUGAAAAGGAACUUGUGAAACUGCCAGUCAUAGUGAAGCUAGACAAACUUUUGCCAGAAAGUGAGGAAAAAAAGAUUAUCAAAGAAGAAAGUGAUUCCUUCAAGGAGAAUGUGAAACCCAUUAAAGUCGAAGUGAAGGAAUGCAGAACAGAUCCUAAAGAUAUCAAGGGUGGCAUGGAGAAGCUAGUGGCCCAGGAACCUGAGAAGCUAGAAUUUGGUGGCAAUGUUAAAUCUUCUCAAGAAAUUACUGAGAAAUCUACUGAAGAAACUGAGAAACUUAAAAAUGACCAGCAGGCCAAGAUACCACUAAAAAAACGAGAAAUUAAACUGAGUGAUGAUUUCGACAGUCCAGUCAAAGGACCUUUGUGUAAAUCAGUUACUCCAACAAAAGAGUUUUUGAAAGAUGAAAUAAAACAAGAGGAAGAGACUUGUAUAAGGAUCUCUACAAUCACUGCUUUGGGUCAUGAAGGAAAACAACUGGUAAAUGGAGAAGUCAGUGAUGAAAAAGUAACUCCAAAUUUUAAGACAGAACAAAUAGAGACAAGGUUUUAUGAUACAAAGGAAAAUAGUUGUAUCCCCUCUAAAGACAGAAAUGUCAUCGUGGAGGGAAAUGGAGAAGAGUCCUUAAAUUCUGUCAUAAUGAGUGUGAAAAUAGGUGAGCUUGAGAAAGAAACUGUCUCUUUAGGGAAAGAUGUAGAUAGUUCGAUAUCAAUCUUAGAGACUCAGAGUCAAAAAGGACAGGUAGAGGAACCAAGUCCUCCAGAAGUGGAAACCUCUCUCGAGUCUUCUGAAAUGGCAGAGGAUCUCUCUUUAAAAACUGCUUUGUCUACCACUGAGUCCUAUACCAUGAAAGUUGAAGAGAAAUCUCCCAAAAGUAAGAAGGAUAAGCGCCCACCAAUCCUAGAAUGUCUUGAAAAGUUAGAGAAGUCCAAAAAGACAUUUCUUGAUAAGGAUGCACAAAGAUUGAGUCCAAUACCAGAAGAAGUUCCAAAGAGUACUCUAGAAUCAGAAAAACCUGGCUCUCCUGAGGUAGCUGAAACUUCUCCACUGUCUAAUAUGACUGACCACUGUGAGAAAAUAGCCUCAGAAAAAGAAGUGGUAGAAUUGGUAGGUUCUGUUGAAGGUCAGCCGGUGAAAAAAGUCAACCCAGAAAUUGUACAAGAGGAUUGUGAGCCCAUGAAGAUAGAAAUGGAUAAUCUGGACAAUGCCAAGACCUCGGUUAUAGAGGAUCCUUCUGAGACAAAGGGUUCUAUGCAAAAAAGCAAAUUUAAAUAUAAGUUGAUUCCUGAAGAAGAAACCACUGCCUCAGAAAAUACAGAGAUAACUUCUGAAAGGCAGAAAGAGGGCAUAAAAUUAACAAUUAGGAUAUCCAGUCGGAAAAAGAAGCCAGAGACUCCCCCUAAAAUUCUAGAAACAGAAAGCAAACAAGAGAAGACAGAAAAGGAAGAAGAGAAAACAAAUGUGGGUCGUACUUUAAGGAGGUCUCCAAGAAUAUCUAGACCCACAGCAAAAGUGGCCGAGAUCAGAGAUCAGAAAGCUGAUAAAAAAAGGGGAGAAGGAGAAGAUGAAGUGGAAGAAGAGUCAACAUCUUUGCAAAAAACUGACAAAAAAGAAAUUUUGAAAAAAUCGGAGAAGGAUACAAAUUCUAAAGUAAGCAAGAUAAAACCCAAAGGCAAAGUUCGAUGGACUGGUUCUCGAACACGUGGCAGGUGGAAAUAUUCCAGCAAUGAUGAAAGUGAAGGGUCUGACAGUGAAAAAUCAUCUGCAGCUUCAGAAGAGGAAGAGGAAAAGGAAAGUGAAGAAGCCAUCUUAGCAGAUGAUGAUGAACCGUGCAAAAAAUGUGGCCUUCCAAACCAUCCUGAACUAAUUCUUCUGUGUGAUUCUUGUGACAGUGGAUACCACACUGCCUGCCUUCGCCCUCCUCUGAUGAUCAUCCCCGAUGGAGAAUGGUUCUGCCCCCCUUGCCAGCAUAAAUUGCUCUGUGAAAAAUUAGAGGAACAGUUGCAGGAUUUGGAUGUUGCCUUAAAGAAGAAAGAACGUGCUGAACGAAGGAAAGAACGCUUGGUGUAUGUUGGUAUCAGUAUCGAAAACAUUAUUCCCCCACAAGAGCCAGAUUUUUCUGAAGAUCAUGAAGAAAAGAAAAAAGAUUCAAAAAAAUCCAAAGCAAACUUGCUCGAAAGGCGGUCAACAAGGACACGGAAAUGUAUAAGUUACAGAUUUGAUGAGUUUGAUGAAGCAAUUGAUGAAGCUAUAGAAGAUGAUAUCAAAGAGGCUGAUGGAGGAGGAGUUGGCCGAGGAAAAGAUAUCUCCACCAUCACAGGUCAUCGUGGGAAAGACAUCUCUACUAUUUUGGAUGAAGAAAGAAAAGAAAAUAAACGACCCCAGAGGGCAGCUGCUGCUCGAAGGAAGAAACGCCGGCGACUAAAUGAUCUGGACAGUGACAGCAACCUGGAUGAAGAAGAGAGUGAGGAUGAAUUUAAGAUCAGUGAUGGAUCUCAAGAUGAGUUUGUUGUAUCUGAUGAAAACCCAGAUGAAAGUGAAGAAGAUCCACCAUCUAAUGAUGACAGCGAUACUGAUUUCUGUAGCCGUAGACUGAGGCGACACCCCUCUCGGCCAAUGAGGCAAAGCAGGCGUUUGCGGAGGAAGACUCCAAAGAAAAAGUACUCUGAUGACGAUGAAGAGGAGGAAUCUGAGGAGAAUAGUAGAGACUCUGAAAGUGACUUCAGCGAUGAUUUUAGUGAUGAUUUUGUAGAAACUCGUCGAAGGCGGUCAAGGAGAAACCAGAAAAGACAGAUUAACUACAAAGAAGAUUCAGAAAGUGACGGUUCCCAGAAGAGUUUACGACGUGGUAAAGAAAUAAGACGAGUUCACAAGCGCAGACUUUCCAGCUCAGAGAGUGAAGAGAGCUAUAUGUCCAAGAACUCUGAAGAUGAUGAGCUAGCUAAAGAAUCAAAGCGGUCAAUUCGAAAGCGGGGCCGAAGUACAGAUGAAUAUUCAGAAGCAGAUGAAGAGGAAGAAGAAGAAGGCAAACCAUCCCGCAAACGGCUACACCGGAUUGAGACAGAUGAGGAAGAGAGUUGUGACAAUGCUCAUGGAGAUGCAGAUCAGCCCACUCAUGACAGCCAGCCCAGGGUCCUGCCCUCAGAACAAGAGAGCACCAAGAAGCCCUACCGGAUAGAAAGUGAUGAUGAAGAGGACUUUGAAAAUGUAGGCAAAGUGGGGAGCCCAUUGGACUAUAGCUUAGUGGACCUACCUUCCACCAAUGGACAGAGUCCUGGCAAAGCCAUUGAGAACUUGAUUGGCAAGCCAACUGAGAAGCCUCAGACCCCCAAGGACAACAGCACAGCCGGUGCAAGCCUAGCCCCCAAUGGGACAAGUGGUGGGCAGGAGGCAGGGGCACCAGAAGAGGAGGAAGAUGAGCUUUUGAGAGUGACUGACCUUGUUGAUUAUGUCUGUAACAGUGAACAGUUAUAAGACUUUUUUUUCCAUUUUUGUGCUAAUUUAUUCCACGGUAGCUCUCACACCAGCGGGCCAGUUAUUAAAAGCUGUUUAAUUUUUCCUAGAAAACUCCACUACAGAAUGACUUUUUAGAAGAAAAGUUUCAACAAACCCUGAAGUCUUUCUGUGAAGUGACCAGUUUUGAACUUUGAAGAUAAAUAAUUGCUGUAAAUUCCUUUUGAUUUUCUUUUUCCAAGUUCAUGGUCCUUGGUAAUUUCAUUCAUGGAAAAAAAAUCUUAUUAUAAUAACAACAAAGAUUUGUAUAUUUUUGACUUUAUAUUUCCUGAGCUCUCCUGACUUUGUGAAAAAGGGUGGAUAAGAAUGCAUUCCAAAUCUGUGAGGGCCCAAAGCAGAAUUUAGGGGUGGGAGAAAGCACUUGUGCUUUAGCUUUUUCAUAUUAAAUAUAUAUUAUAUUUAAACAUUCAUGGCAUAGAUGAUGAUUAACAGACUGUUUAAAAGUUCAAGUCUGUACUGUUACAGUUUGAGAAUUGUAGAUAACAGCAUACAUAAGUCGUUUAGUAACAGCUUUCGUGAAAUCAACUUGUUUACUACUGGAGAUAACCACACUUAAUAAAGAAGAGAACAUGAAAGUACCAUCAUAAAAACCUUUAACCUAAGUUUCUGUUAUAGCGGAAUUUCUUGUUUAAAAAAAUAAAAUCAUCUGAAAAGCAUUUGUACAGUAAAAUGUAUAAUGAAGCUUUGACAACCAGACUGUGCUAGCGACAGAUUUUUUUAAAUAGCUUUAUGCAGUGGUGAUAAAGUGGCCUCUAAUAUACUAUAUCUGAUGGAGAGUUAUUAAUGAAAUGAGUGUGGUCUUUCUUAAGGCCUAGGUGGAAUAUAAACUUUGCCAGUAGUGUAACUCUUGUCUUCUGGCCACUUGAUGUUUAAAUAUUUGAAAUAUCAUUUUGAAAGAAACACAUCUAUAUAUAACAUACAUGAAGAGAUGCUAAACUGACAGCAGUAUUUUAGCACAUUUGAAGAUGGGAAAGGGAUUUUUAGGUGAAUUUUAACUGGUCUAUUCUUGCCCUUAGUAUCUACUUCAAAUUGAAGUCUACAAACAAAGCAGUUCCUUUGGGAGGUUUUUAGUUUGAGUUUGUGUGUGUGUGUGUGUGUGUGUGUGUGUGUGUGUGUGAGAGAGAGAGAGAGAGAGAGAGAGAAUUUCCUAUCUGCCUGGAUAUAUUAGCAGGGUUUGAAUGUAGUUUUGGCCUUUGGCCAUUAGGCUUCUAUUAAAAUUCAUUAAUAGUCACACAAACAAUGUAGAGUUGAAUGAGAACUGCCGAUAUACUUAAUAGGCAUGACAUCCAUUUCAAACAUCUCAACACUUUAAAGAAAGAUAAGCCCUUUGUUUCCAGAAAAAGGGAUUUGUAACUAAAUAUCUAACCUGUAAUUGACACUAAAAUAUGAACUUUUAUUUAGUUUCUGUUAUAGCUGUAAAAUUUCAGGCAGAGCCAUAACAUUGUACAGAGUGUAGCAUUUGUGAUUAAACCUUACCUGUCAAAUUCUGAAACUUUCAACCAUUACUUCUGUGAAUACUUUUGCCCUGGGAUUUGGGUUUUUCUGUUCCAGUGUUGUGUCUGUUGCCGGCAAUGGGCACACCAUAUCUGCUGCUGGCCCAAGGAACUUCAUUAAUUUUUCUUUCCAGAUUAAGUAUUAUGUGUGCUAGUCAGUAUGUAGUAAAGCACUUCUUUUUUUUGUUAUUAAAAAGCUGGCAUUAGACUUGCAUCUUAAAUACCUCUCUAGGAACGUUAUACUCCUUUCCUCAACAGGUGUUGCCCUUAAGUCUCAUCUUUUGGCCUUGGAAGUUUAUAGCUGUUGUUUUUCAGUUGCUGUUGGUUCUUUUGUUUCACUUUAGUUCUGUAGUACCUGCCCAUUAAUAUUUUUGCUUUGAUUCUAGUAAUGUAUAUGUAUCUUUAUAAAAAAUAAAAUAAUGAAAGCAGCCUAAUAAUAGGAUGCAUCAAUAGCAUGUGGUUCCAAGCAAGUUGUGAUUUUUAUUUUGAGACAAUGUUCCACUGGAAGGGAGGGAAGGGCUUUCACUCACAGAGAGUAAAGUAGGGCUUUGGAAGGAGCCACAUUCGCUUUCAGAAACUCCUUUCUGGCUAGGUUUGUUUUAUUUAUUUGAAAGUCAGCUAAGAAUAUUAACCAUUUUAACUAUCUAAAACAGGCAGGCAAUAUUGAAGGAUUCCUACUAGUGCAAGAUAAGUGGUUCGAAUGUACAGGUGGCCUUCCCUUUCACCCAUUCUCCAUCUACUAUUUUACUUCUGCAGCUGGGUAAAGCCACUAUCAUGUAGAAACUCUACCAUGUGCCCUGUCUCUACCUCUGGACAUACCAGCUUCUUCCACCUAUUAGUUCUACUCCUCAGUUAAGCCAAUGAUCAGAAGUAGUAUUAAAUGAGAUAAUUUAUUUUAACAGGAUGCCUAAUGUGAAAUAAGGAAUUGUUUUUACUCUUCUGCUAUAGAAUGCCGUAGUAGUUUUUAUCGUAGUAAAGACUGAGUAUUCCAUUUAGCAAAUGUCCUACUGACAUGGGUUAUGAUACCACUUUUGCUGCCUGAUAUUUACCAAACUUGAAUAAGUGUUUGUCAACUUGAUAGUAUGUUCCUUCUCAACUUACAUUUUGAUUAAACCAAUUAACUAUUGGUCAUCUACCAAGAAUGUAAUCCAAGCAGCUGACAAAUAUAAAUUAUGCAGAUAGAUUGGUUAUAGGUGAUUAAAUUUUGAACAGUUCAAAGACAAUUAUGCUGCUGGGUGUUUAGAUUCAGUCCCUCAAAGAACCUAUGUUAACUGAAUAUUCACUCUGAAUAUACCUUGAAGUGGGGAAAAAGAAAACCAAAAUAUGGAAAAAAAAAUAAAUGUUCUGUAUCCAAAGGUACAAUACAGUCAUUAGGAACUAGAGAAAAUAUAGGAAAGCAGUAACUGAUCUAGAGUUUAGGCCAUCUUAGAUCCUUGUUAGAGAAGUAACGCAUGGAUUUAGAGUCACAAUCGCUACUAUAUAAUAGAGCCCUUUAAUAAUUUAAACCUUUUUUUAAAAAAUACAAGUUGGACUCCCUAGUCUACAGCAGAUGUAUUAAGGGGAGAUGUAGCUUAGCAUUCAGUAUAUUUUGCAAUCUCUGUAAAGGUUUGAAAACUAGCCAAAUUUUCACAAAGUAGAAGCUUUGAAUAGAAAUAUAUGUGAAAAGGACUCAGACUGAUAAUACACAUUUUGAUUUUGUACGUUUGUGCUAAUGAAAUGGUGUUUAGUAUAAAACAUUUUCCAUUUUUGGCAUAUUAAUGCAAAAGGAUGGCAGAGAUAUUUUCAAGAAUAUAAAUGGUAUAUUGAGGUUGGGUUUCCUUGACAUCUUUUUUCCAAAUGCUCAAGGUUACAGAUUCAGAGGAUAAAGGUGAGUUUCAUUUAGAAUAAAUCCAUGUCUACUGGUAAUCUAUUUUUUUAAUUGACCGGCCAAAGAACCAAGAACUUCAAAUGCUAACAAAUAUGUUGAAAAAUGAUUUGUAAAUCAAUUAAUUUUAAAAGGAUUUUACAUACUGUCCAGUUUUCACUUUUUUGGUUGAUAAAACUCAUCCCUUAAUAUACAUUUGAGCAAAGUACAUAUAUUAAGAAAAUAUAGACAUUUACUUGUUUAAAUUGAGAGUUAAUAUGAUAGGGAAAUGUUAGCUAUUUUUAAGUGGGAUUGAUGGAAUGUCCUUUGUCACAAGGAAUGCCUUUUUAGCUUAUUUGUGAGCACAAGAGAUGUUAAUCACUCUCUAGUUCUAGCAUACAACUGUAAGGAACCUAAUGAAUCUAUAGAUUUAAUAUUCAGAAAAAGUCGUGAACUCCACUCUUCACCAACAUAGUGGAACAGGUCCAUAAUUCAAGGUGUUGCCUCACAACUAUUGAACAAAUAUUCAGAGACCCAGAUCUUUUGUUUAAGUGGUGUGUAUAUAUGUGUGUGGAUAUAUAUAAAUACAUACAGACACACUUCAGAUAAGUAUAAGAAGAAAUAAAAAUGAAUUCAUCAUUGACUAUUAAAAGAAGACAAAUAAUUAUUACAACUUACACAAAAUCAUGAAUAUCAUUUAAUUAUAGAAAGUCUAUAGAAAAGUACUUGUCUGACAUUCUUAAAAUAUACUCCUGGUUCUCCAAAAAGUGGAGAAUGCCAAGACUACAUAUCUGCUAUAAUCUACCUAUUCCUCUUUUGCUUAAUAUGAUCCAUUAUUGAACUUCCUUAGAUUAAAAUCCAUUCCAAUUUUAUCCAACAUUCCCAGUGUGUACCUGUAAACCUACCUUGGAAGUGGCAAGCUAACUGCUGAUUUUUUUCACUGUUUUUAUACCAAUCUUGAAAGACAAGGCCUGUUGGUAUCAGUGUUUUUAAACUGGGUUAUUGUGUUAUGUGUUCACCACUCUAACUUAAAUUAUCAUUUAAUAUUUUUGAGUGUCAAGAAUUGCUAAGUAACUGUAACAUAUUGAAGAUAGUCUUUCCCAAGCAAGCAGUCAUAAGCCAAUAUAUAAUGAGCUUAGUGUAUAACCACUUUAGUUUGUACGCUCAACACUUUUUUUUAUUAAUACAAACCAUCUCAGAAUUUGAUUAGAAUAGAAUCCCAUUAGUGGAUUUUUCUUCAUUUUGGACAUCUAAGCUCAACUUUUUUUUUCAUGCCACGUUUAUACCAGUUUGCUCUGUGAAAUGUGGUAAACCCAGUUCUGGCAUAUUAUAGUGGUUUCAGUUAAUGAAGAUAUUUUUAUUUUAAUAACUUUGACUAUAUUAUACAUAAGUUAUAUGAGAGGGCAUAAAAAUUAAUAGAUGAGCAGAAAUUUAUUAAGCUCCUUAGACAUUUUAAAAGAACAUUUUUAAAGGAACUACAUUUAUGUUUUUUUUGCCAAACCGGUACGAGCUAAAAAAUGUGCUAAGGAUUGAAUAACCUUGCCUUGUUCUUUUUGCCACUGGAUGAUGUAAGUUGAGAAUGGAAUUGUUAACCCGAACUAUAUAUUUUCUUGACUUUCAUCAGUUUCUAAAGAAAUCUAAUUUAAGUGUUUUGGGUUUUGUUUCAUCUAUAUUUAUUGAGUUCUGGUCAUAGACCAGGAGCCUGCGUGUCAUGCUUAUGGACAGCCAGAACACAGUUAUUGGGGAACUUAAUGGCUCAAGGCCUUCUGAAUCAUUUUAACUUAUUUUGUAUGUUCCAAAAAAACAAAACAAAACAAAAAAAAGUUUAUUUUGCUUGAGAGUCGCAUUUUUUUAUAACUGUACAGCUUUUAAGGGAUGGGAAUGGGAAAAUGCCCUAAAAUAGGAUGUAGAUUUUUACAAUUGUGUUUAUGCUAGAACAUCUACAGGUACAUUAUGUAAUUAAACCUAAAAUUGUUUUGAAAUUUGUGCCAUGUCUUUUUCAUUAUCCUGCCCCUUCAGCAGAGUUGGUGCAUGUCAAUACUGCUAUACGGACAAGCCUUGAAAUUAGACUAACAAGCCCUAUCUCCAAAGCUUUAAGAUCACUGCAUGAAAAUUGCACACAUACACACACGCAGACACAUACAUACACACACAGAUCUAGUUUAUAUUAGUGCAAAUGGAUUUUCAGGAUCAGAACAGCUAUGAUAGCCCAAAUUUGGGUGUUAACAGCAUAUUCUUAACAGUGCAUGAUUUUUGUGAUGCCUAACUAGGGUAUUUUCAGUGUUGGUCUAGUGUUUUGUUCUCUUAUCAAAGUAGCUUCUUGAUGAUGGUAUCUGAAUUGUAGCUUGCCCAAGCCUGCCACAGGUUUUGUGUACACUUUGAAAGGGUAUGUCCUGUGAUGAGGUGGGCGUGGGGCAGGGCUUGGUUUCUUUUUCAUCUGUAAAAGAAGGAAAAACUAGAUUUGCUUGAUUUGGUUAUUCAGUGGACUUAAUUCCACAGGAAUAUUUGUCUGUUGAAACACAGCAGGAAGGGAAAUGAGAUUCAAAUUUUAAUUCCCUCCUUAUUUGAUAAGUAUGUGGAAAUCUUACAGAACUGCUGAUUCUAGCACAGUCUUUUACAUGGCACAUUUUAUCAUGUUAUAUUGAUACCUUUGUUUAAAUGUCAGUACUUUUUUGCCAUCUGAUAAUUUUGGCAUUCUAAUUUCUCACCUUUGUAGCGCAAGUGUGUUCUUGUAAAGAAUUGAAAUCAUCCAAGUAUGUUAUAAUUUCUAUCAAAGCUGCCUUUAUGUGUUGUCAGCUAAUGUGGGAAGUCUGUUUCUUUGCUAUCCUCACCCAUUCAGAGAUGAAGCCUGGGGAUCAUGAGUUUCCAUGUGAAUAAUACAAAUUCCAGAUAAGAAUUUGCAAAUGGUAUAUUUUAGAAUUUCAUUUUGGUUUUAAAGUAAUAGCUUGGAUUCAGGGAGUGCUUGAUCAGAACACCCCUUGGAUUUUCAGACAUGCUUAUAUGAAAUGUUUUAUUUUCCUAUGCAUAAAAAAAAUUAUUCCUGGAAUAGGUUCUCAGAAUGCUUUAAUGUUUCUAGAAGAUGAGUGUUAAAGCAAAAGCUCCAUGAUUAGCAUAAAACUAACUUUUGAGGUAAUCAAGACCAUGCUGUUAGUCAACUAGGAGAAGCCAGAGUGUUCUCCAUCACAUAUUAACGUACUGCAUGUGUGUUGUGGGGGGAAGAUCUGAAAACUGGAAAUGUGAUUCCAAUAACACACAAGGUAAAUUUUGUGCAUAAAAGUAUGGCAAUUCCUGGUAGCUUAAAGCUUCAGGGGUAACUGCAGUGUAUGAACACCUAGUGUGUUAGAAUUGCAGUGCAUAGUUGUUUAAAUACAAUAUUCCUUGUAAGUGACAAGCAAAAUAUGUUGUGGCUAGUGCCAAUAAUUUUGUUAAUGAAAUGUUCACUGUCUCACUACCGUCUGAUCAGAACUCUUGGUGUUAUAAGCCAGGCCUACAGCUAUUUUAUAGCUAUUGGCCUAAUUGUGUAACUUUUUCUUUCAAAAUGUUUUAUUAUAAUACUUCUGUCAUUUCUUUCACUUAAUAUGUCAAUUGUCAUAAUAAAAAUUUAAAUAAUUUGAUGUAUUUAA